Corylus avellana is the source of this 2049-nucleotide messenger RNA. The record is from RefSeq and is a predicted model, not a curated record. NCBI's taxonomy places the organism in Eukaryota, Viridiplantae, Streptophyta, Magnoliopsida, Fagales, Betulaceae.
CUGGAAUGUACGUAGGACCCUCGACCAUGUUCGUCACGUAAGAAAAUAAUUGGCAUUUAUAAGCUAAAUCCAAACGACACCAAUGGAGAGAAAAUUGAACUUGUCCACUGUGCCUCCAAUCCAUCCAUCACAGCUCAUAAUUAGAAGAAAGCCGACUCUUCUUCCAACUAUAUAUAUCCAUUUCCAUGUAAAAUAAACCUCCCCACCAUUUUCUCUUUCUCCUUUUCCUUUCUCCAAAAUGAACGGCGAUGAUCGGAUGUCGUAUUCCAUCUCCGACGACCCCAAGACCCCACUUCUCCCUAUCCACGACGAGAUCCAACGGCGACCCAGCUUCCGUUCCUCUCUUACAUCCAUUUUCACACUCAAAAACUUGUACAUCCUCCUCGGACCUCUUUUGUGCGCUAUCAUAUACCUCUGCGUCAAGCCUGGCGGCUCCCUGACUGGCUCCGGCCGGAACAUGUUGGCCGUCCUUGCUUGGGUCUUUGCUUGGUGGCUGACGGAGGCAGUGCCCAUGCCGGUGACCUCCAUGUCACCGCUCUUUCUCUUCCCACUCUUUGGGAUAUCCUCUGCCGAUGACGUGGCGCACUCUUACAUGGACGAUGUGAUUGUGCUUGUUCUAGGAAGCUUCAUACUUGCUCUCGCUGUCGAACAUUAUAACAUUCACAGAAGAUUGGCUUUGAAUAUAACGAUUCUAUUUUGUGGAGAUCCAUUGAAUCCACCACUUGUACUCCUUGGGAUAUGUGCCACCACGGCGUUCGUGAGCAUGUGGAUGCACAACGUGGCAGCAACGGUGAUGAUGAUGCCCGUGGCGACUGGGCUCCUACAGCGCUUCCCAACGGGCCCAACGCAAUCCAACGUUGAAAACAAGUUCUGCAGGGCAGUGGUUCUGGGGGUGACAUACUCUGCUGCCAUAGGAGGGAUGAGCACGCUUACGGGGACAGGUGUCAAUGUGAUAUUGGUGGCCAUGUGGAAGAGCUAUUUCCCUCAAGAAGAGCCCAUCAGCUUCAGCACAUGGUUCUUCUUUGGUUUCCCUCUGGCUUUGUUGGUUUUCUUUGUUUUGUGGGGUAUACUCUGUUUGUUGUAUUGCCCAAGAGGUUCAGGGCAGGCCCUCGGUGCUUAUUUGGACAAAGCCCAUUUGAAGAAGGAGCUUGAACUUUUGGGUCCAAUGGCUUUUGCUGAGAAGAUGGUGCUGGCUGUAUUUUCGAUGCUCAUAGUUUUGUGGAUGACAAGAAGCAUUACAGACGACAUUCCCGGCUGGGGAGCUCUUUUCAAUGGCCGUGUUGGUGAUGGAUCAGUUAGUGUGAUGAUGGCAACUUUAUUGUUCAUAAUUCCAAACAAGAAGCAAAAGGGAGAGAAGCUGAUGGACUGGAACAAAUGCAAGAAGCUACCCUGGAACCUGAUUUUGCUUCUAGGAGCUGGCUUUGCCUUAGCUGAUGGAAUCCAGUCUUGUGGCCUGGCAGACAUGCUAUCAAACACCUUGGAUUUCUUGGAGAGGGCACCAUAUUUAGCUCUUGCCCCUGCUGUCUGUCUUAUGAGCAGCAUCAUGACUGAGUUCAUCACAUCUAACAAUGCUACUACCACACUUGUAGUUCCUCUUCUCAUCCCAAUAGCAAAAACCAUGCAUCUACACCCACUCCUCCUCAUGAUUCCUGGAGCCAUUGGAGCACAGUUUGCUUUCUUGUUUCCAACAGCAACUCCAUCCAAUGUUGUUGGGUUUACCACUGGAUUCAUUGAAAUACAAGACAUGAUCAAGACUGGUUUGCCACUGAAGAUUGCAGGAAUUGCUGCACUGUCCCUUUUGAUGCCUACACUAGGAGCUUAUGUUUUUGGAACAAAUAAGCAUGUUUAAUUGCAGGAAGAUUCCCAAAUGCCACCUUCUUGCAAAUCAUCGGGGCAGAGUACAAAUUAUCACGGCCAAUAUCAGCAGCAGCCCCCAGGUAUCUUGGAGACAAUGAUAUGUUAUUGGCCAUUGCCCCUUGGUCAGCAAAGUACUCUCACUGUGUAGUCACAAGCUCAAGAAAAAGCAAUAAAAAGGCAGCGUUCUUAUUC